Stegostoma tigrinum is the source of this 2378-nucleotide messenger RNA. Its product is annotated as PRELI domain-containing protein 1, mitochondrial-like. Lineage: Eukaryota; Metazoa; Chordata; Chondrichthyes; Orectolobiformes; Stegostomatidae. The transcript is spliced from 6 exons. Gene Ontology annotation, molecular function: phosphatidic acid transfer activity. Gene Ontology annotation, cellular component: mitochondrial intermembrane space. Bases 258 to 908 code for a protein of 216 amino acids. The record is from RefSeq and is a predicted model, not a curated record. Gene Ontology annotation, biological process: phospholipid transport.
CGCAUUCCAAGGACUGGCCUUCCUGCGCUGGAGGGAGAUGGGAAACGAGGUGCGUUGCGGCGGGUAAUGGGCGGCGAGGAGUAACGGCACAUGGGGCGGAGAGGAAACGCCGCUUUGAAAGGGCCCAGAAGAGUUUGGAGGGGAAGGGAAGAGAGCUGGAGGUGGUCGCGGUGCUGGCAGGCCGAGCCUGGCCAUGGUUAAGGUGAUUGUAUAAUUCCUGUCUGUGUGUGCAGCCUGAAAGGCCUUAGGCAGCAACCAUGGUGAAACACUUCUUCGAUUUAUCUACUCUCAAGAGCACAUGGGACCAAGUUGCUUCUGCAUUCUGGCAACGAUAUCCAAACCCCUUCAGCAAACAUGUAUUAACUGAAGAUGUGAUUUACCGUGAGGUAACUUCAGACAACAAGCUGGUUUCUAGACGUCUAUUUACAAAGACUAACCGCCUGCCUCGUUGGGGAGAGAUGGUGUUCCCUGCUAACCUGGCACAAUCUGUCUUUGUUGUUGAAGACUCCAUAGUUGAUCUUCAAAACCGAACAUUUACCACGUUAACAUGGAAUAUUAAUCACACGCGCCUCAUGCAGGUAGAAGAAAAAUGUAUUUAUCGUACAAACCCAGAAAAUCUGGCAUGGACACAAGUACAGCGUGAGGCAUGGGUCAGUUCAAAUGUAUUUGGAUUUUCACGAGCAAUUCAGGAAUUUGGUCUUGCCAGAUUUAGAAGAAAUCAGUUAAAAGCAACACAAGGAUUUGAAUAUAUACUUUCUCACUUACAAGGUGAGUUACCACCUAAAACUCUGAAAGAAACUGCAAAAGAGGCGACUGAGAAGGCGAAGGAAACAGCACUGGCAGCCACAGAGAAAGCCAAGGGCCUGGCAUCCAAAGCAGCCCCACAAAAGGCAAAACAGUUUGUCUGAACGAGAAAGAAAGGCUUGGUUUGCACACUGCAUCUUUGGUCCUUUUGAGAAUGAGUCUUUUUCUUUUAAAAAAAACAAGCAACUGUUUAUUGCGCAGGCACCAAAUGUCCUGUGUUUCUCGGUGGUCUUUACUUGUGUGCACUGAAUGUUUACAGCAUUAACUUUUCUUUUAAUUUUUACUGUGUCCGCAAUAGAAACAGCUUACUGGCAGUCUUAGUAUUCCCAGUGGAUUAAAGGAAUACAGGUACAGAUACGUUACCAAGCCUUGCAAAACAACUUCCAGAGGCUUCUUGACCAUUUGCAUCUUUUCCAGUAACGAUUAUUUCAAUGGAAUGAUUAUUCAUUAUUUUAAUUUUUCAAGUAUUCUUUUAAACUAAUAAAUUAAGUAAACAGUAGUCCAUGACAGUGAAGUGAUACACAGCCAGGAUAAUCAUUAAACACUGAUGAAAAUGAACAUUCCUUUUGAGGGUUCUCUUCCUGGUUAUUUUUUUUGGUCCCUUGGGCAUUAUGGAUUAAACUGGGCACAGAAUUUUACAAAUAAAAUUAAGGUGGUGAUGUUCCGUCUGAUAUGUUCUUAAUCAGAUGCUGGAUUAUUUAUUUUCAAUUGUUUUCUUUUGCCUAAAUUCAAGAAAUUGUCUCGUUGGCUACUUAGAUGUAAUGUGCAAAGCUUUGAUUCUUGUUGUACCAGAUUUCUUAAAUGAAUUUAACUUUUACUUUUAAGUGUCUAACAUGACGGUAGACCGUCAAAACUAGACAAUCUGGCUACCACAGUAAAUCGUGGCGAAGGACAUGUACUGACUUAGUGUCCGAAAAUAUGUGUUAGCAUUUCAGAUUUAAGCUCUUAAUCAAAAUUAAGUCUACUUUAAGCCUUGAUUUGAUAUUACGGCAGAACAUGCAAGCGGGAUUACAUAGACGUGCCCUGUUCUAAUGCUCCAUCAAUCUGGCAGAUAAUAGGAGUCCUUCUACAGGGAUAGGGAGAGCUAUAGCUUUUCUUUAACUCUGCACAUGCUUGGCUGACUCACUUUUUUGUUUGGCACUGCAGCUUACAGCUUAGCCAUUUGUGUUAAGCUUUGCUGAAGUGUCUCGUCCACCUGUCCUCUGUACUUUUCGAAUGCUGCUGCAAUGUUUCCAGAAAAUCUUCUCUGCUCAGGUAACAGAAGCUGUUCAGCGCUCAUGUUUUUCUUCAGCAGCCCUGCAUUUCAUAGUUUCUAAGUUUGUUUAAAGAAAGGUUGGGGGGGGGAGACUGUAAUGCUGGCAGGUUUCUUCAAGAUGAUGCAAGUAACAAUUUUGCACAAGCCCUUACUGCUGAAACCUCUUUAACCUUGAAUGUGCUAUUAUUGUGUAACUGGACGGGUAAUGUUUACCAAUUUAUUCUGUAUUUUUAGAAAGAGUUUCUAAAGAUUUAAUAGUCUGUCAAACUUUCAGAACUGCCUUUCAUAAUGUUUAAUAAAUGUCACCUGAAAAAUCUCA